AUGGGAAGAGGGUCUUCGUUUGCAAUCGACGAAGAGAUGCUCGCUCUCGUCGUCCCUUGCUCGCCGCCUUCACUGUGGUCGUCGGAAUCCGGCUCGCCGCCUUCACUGUCGUCGUCGGAAUCCGGAAUCCGUAUCGCUGAAAUCGACAAGCUUCUUCUACUCGUCGUCACUCAUUGCUCGCCGUCUUCACUCGUCGCCACCCACUGCUCGCCGUCUUCACUGUCGCCGUCUUCACUGCUCGCUAGCUGCGUGGAGAGGAUCGAAGGAAGGAAGGGUUUCGGCGGUGAGAAAGAGGUGAGAAAGAGGAUCGAAGGAAGAAGGAUUGUAAUUGGUUUCAGACAACCGGUUGUACCGGUUACAACCCACAAAUAA
Molecule: messenger RNA, 372 nt
Organism: Linum trigynum
Lineage: Eukaryota; Viridiplantae; Streptophyta; Magnoliopsida; Malpighiales; Linaceae
Source: the annotation of a GenBank genome assembly